AUGACAGCCUCCCGCCUGGACUUUGGGGAGGUGGAAAGUUUCUUGGACAGGCACCCAGAGUUGUUUGAAGAUUACUUGAUGCGGAAGGGGAAGCAGGAGAUGGUGGAGAAGUGGCUGCAGAGACACAGUCAGAGUCAGGGGGCUUUAGGCCCAAGGCCCACACUGGCUGGCACAAGCGGCGUGGCUCACGGCAGUGGCAGAGGUAGCAGCAGCGUUGGUGAUGGCACUGGACCAAAUGGCUCUGCUAGCAGCCAGCACACUCCGGGUGGUGGGGACUCAGGUGGGGUUCCCCUGAGUCCCAGCUGGGCCAGUGGCAGCCGCAGCGAUGGGAGCCUGCAGCGGAGAGCUUCUCAGAAAGAGCUAAGGAAGAGUUUUGCCCGCUCCAAGGCCAUCCACGUGAACAGGACCUACGAUGAACAAGUGACCUCCCGGGCCCAGGAGCCCCUGAGCAGUGUGCGGCGGAGGGCACUUCUCAGGAAGGCCAGCUCCCUGCCCCCCACCACUGCCCACAUUCUCAGUGCCCUGCUGGAAUCGCGGGUGAACGUGCCUCAGUACCCCCCUACCGCCAUGGACUACAAGUGCCACCUCAAAAAGCAUAAUGAGCGUCAGUUCUUCCUGGAACUGGUCAAGGAUAUCUCCAAUGACCUUGACCUUACCAGUCUGAGCUACAAGAUCCUCAUCUUCGUCUGCCUCAUGGUGGACGCUGACCGCUGCUCUCUCUUCCUGGUGGAAGGGGCAGCUGCUGGCAAGAAGAGCUUGGUCUCCAAAUUCUUUGACGUGCAUGCAGGAACCCCACUGCUGCCCUGCAGCUGCACAGAAAACUCAAACGAGGUGCAGGUCCCCUGGGGCAAAGGCAUCAUUGGCUAUGUCGGGGAGCAUGGAGAGACGGUCAACAUUCCUGAUGCCUACCAGGAUCGAAGAUUCAAUGAUGAAAUUGACAAGCUAACUGGAUACAAGACAAAAUCAUUACUGUGCAUGCCUAUCCGAAGCAGUGAUGGUGAGAUUAUCGGUGUGGCCCAAGCGAUAAAUAAGAUUCCUGAAGGUGCUCCAUUUACUGAAGAUGAUGAAAAAGUUAUGCAGAUGUAUCUUCCAUUUUGCGGAAUUGCCAUAUCUAAUGCUCAGCUAUUUGCUGCCUCAAGGAAAGAAUAUGAAAGAAGCAGGGCUUUGCUAGAGGUGGUUAAUGACCUCUUUGAAGAACAGACUGACCUGGAGAAAAUUGUCAAGAAAAUAAUGCAUCGGGCCCAAACACUGUUGAAAUGUGAACGCUGUUCUGUUUUACUCCUAGAGGACAUCGAAUCACCAGUGGUGAAGUUUACCAAAUCUUUUGAAUUGCUGUCCCCAAAGUGCAGUGCCGAUGCUGAGAACAGUUUCAAAGAAAGCAUGGAGAAAUCAUCAUACUCCGACUGGCUAAUAAAUAACAGUGUUGCUGAGCUGGUGGCUUCUACAGGCCUUCCAGUAAACAUCAGUGAUGCCUACCAGGAUCCCCGCUUUGAUGCCGAGGCUGAGCAGAUAUCUGGUUUUCACAUAAGAUCGGUUCUCUGCGUACCUAUUUGGAAUAGCAACCACCAAAUAAUUGGAGUGGCUCAAGUGUUAAAUAGACUUGAUGGGAAACCUUUCGAUGACGCAGAUCAACGACUUUUUGAGGCUUUUGUCAUCUUUUGUGGCCUUGGCAUCAACAAUACAAUUAUGUAUGAUCAAGUGAAGAAGUCGUGGGCCAAGCAAUCUGUGGCUCUUGAUGUGCUAUCUUAUCAUGCAACAUGUUCAAAAGCUGAAGUUGACAAGUUUAAGGCAGCCAACAUCCCUUUGGUGUCAGAACUUGCCAUCAACGACAUACACUUUGAUGACUUUUCUCUCGACGUUGAUGCCAUGAUCACGGCUGCUCUUCGGAUGUUCAUGGAGCUGGGGAUGGUACAGAAAUUUAAAAUCGAUUAUGAGACACUGUGUAGGUGGCUUCUGACAGUAAGGAAGAAUUAUCGGAUGGUUCUGUACCACAACUGGAGACAUGCCUUCAACGUGUGCCAGCUGAUGUUCGCGAUGUUAACUACCGCCGGGUUUCAAGAGAUUCUGACCGAGGUGGAAAUUUUAGCCGUGAUUGUGGGAUGCCUGUGUCAUGACCUCGACCACAGGGGAACCAACAAUGCCUUCCAAGCUAAGAGCGGCUCUGCCCUGGCCCAACUCUAUGGAACUUCUGCUACCUUAGAGCAUCACCAUUUCAACCACGCCGUGAUGAUUCUUCAAAGUGAGGGUCACAACAUCUUUGCUAAUUUGUCCUCCAAGGAAUACAGUGACCUUAUGCAGCUUUUGAAGCAGUCAAUACUGGCAACAGACCUCACGCUGUAUUUUGAGAGGAGAACUGAAUUCUUCGAACUUGUCAGUAAAGGAGAAUAUGAUUGGAACAUCAAAAACCAUCGUGAUAUAUUUCGAUCAAUGUUAAUGACAGCCUGUGACCUUGGAGCCGUGACCAAACCGUGGGAGAUCUCCAGACAGGUGGCUGAACUUGUAACCAGCGAGUUCUUUGAACAAGGAGAUCGGGAGAGAGCAGAACUCAAACUCACUCCUUCAGCUAUUUUUGAUCGGAACCGGAAGGACGAGCUGCCUCGGCUGCAAUUGGAGUGGAUCGAUAGCAUCUGUACGCCCUUGUAUCAGGCUUUGGUGAAGGUCAAUGUGAAACUGAAGCCGAUGCUGGAUUCGGUGGCUGCCAACAGAAGUAAGUGGGAAGAGUUGCACCAGAAAAGGCUGCUCAUCUCUUCGGCUGCCUCUGCCCCCUCUGUCAAUCUCAUGGUGACAGGAGAUGACAGAGACUAACCCUCCAGGUCAGCUGCGGCUGUGAAAUGACUGCG
Molecule: messenger RNA, 2840 nt
Organism: Balaenoptera acutorostrata (minke whale)
Lineage: Eukaryota; Metazoa; Chordata; Mammalia; Artiodactyla; Balaenopteridae
Gene: PDE11A
Product: phosphodiesterase 11A
Exons: 20
Coding region: 1-2805 (934 amino acids)
Biological process (GO): signal transduction
Molecular function (GO): 3',5'-cyclic-nucleotide phosphodiesterase activity; protein binding
Source: RefSeq, a predicted model, not a curated record